AUGAACGUUCUGCGGGAGGCGAUGCGGAUUGAACUGCGGGAGUUCCUGGAUAAGUGUGCCGGCAGUAAGGCUAUUGUGUGGGAUGAAUAUCUGACGGGACCUUUUGGAUUAAUUGCACAGUAUUCACUUUUAAAGGAACAUGAAGUUGAAAAAAUGUUUACACUUAAGUCCGGGCCUUUGCCAACAUCUGAUGUAAAAAACAUCAUAUUUUUUGUCAGGCCUAGACUUGAACUCAUGGACAUUAUUGCUGAGAACAUUCGGAGAGAAGAAAAGGGUCGAUUCCCACAACGGGACUUUCACAUCUUGUUUGUGCCUCGCCGUAGCUUGCUGUGUGAACAGCGGCUGAAGGAUCUUGGGGUUCUUGGCUCUUUUAUCUAUCGGGAAGAAUAUCGUCUAAAUUUGAUUCCUUUUGAUGGAGAUCUGUUGUCUAUGGAAUCUGAGAAUGCUUUCAAGGAAUGUUGCUUGGAAAAUGACCAGACCACUCUUUAUCAUGCAGCUAAAGGGCUCACCACUCUGCAGGCAUUAUAUGGAACCAUUCCACAAAUCUGUGGGAAAGGAGAGAGUGCCAGACAUGUUGCAAACAUGAUGAUCAGAAUGAAGCGAGAACUGGGAGGGAGCCACAACCAGAUAACUCCAGUGUUUGACACUCUCUUGCUGCUUGAUCGCAAUGUGGACUUACUGACACCUCUGGCAACACAGCUUACUUAUGAAGGCCUUAUUGAUGAAGUGUAUGGCAUCCUUAAUAGCAAUGUGAAAUUACCUCCAGAGAAAUUUGCUCCCAAGAAACAAGGUGAAGGUGGGAAGGAUUUACCUACAGAGCCCAAGAAACUACUUCUAAACUCUGCAGAGGAGCUCUAUGCUGAGAUCAGAGACAAAAACUUUAAUGCUGUCGGUUCAGUGCUCAGUAAAAAGGCCAAGAUUAUCUCUGCUGCUUUUGAGGGGAGACACAAUGCAAAAACUGUGGGGGAGAUCAAACAGUUUGUGUCCCAGCUCCCUCAUAUGCAGGCUGAAAGGGCGUCCCUAGCCAACCAUACAUCCAUUGCUGAACUCAUUAAGGAUAUAACAACUUCAGAGGAUUUUUUUGAUAAAUUAACAGUGGAGCAAGAAUUUAUGUCAGGCUUUGACACAGACAAGGUAAAUCCCCACAUAGAAGAUCGUAUUGCAAAGAGAGACCCCCUGAUAGAAGUAUUACGACUAAUCUGCCUUCAGUCUGUGUGCAACACUGGACUCAAGCAGAAAGUGCUGGACUUCUACAAGAAGGAGAUUCUGCAGACUUAUGGAUAUCAACACAUUUUGACUUUGCACAAUCUAGAAAAGGCAGGACUUUUAAAAUGCCAGUCUAGCAGCAGGAACAAUUAUCCAGCUAUCAGGAAGACCUUGCGUCUUUGGAUGGAUGAUGUCAAUGAACAGAAUCCAAAUGAUAUCUCCUAUGUGUACAGUGGCUAUGCUCCGCUCAGUGUGCGUCUGGCACAAAUACUGGUCCGGCCUGGUUGGAGAAGCAUUGAGGAAGUUCUAAAACUCCUUCCUGGGCCCCAGUUUGAGGAGCGGCAGUCACUGCCUCCUGGCCUGAUGAAGAAACGUCAGCAAGGUGAGAACAAGGUAAUGCUCAUUUUCUUCCUCGGUGGAGUGACUUUUGCAGAAAUUGCUGCCCUUCGCUUUCUGUCUCAGUUGGAGGAUGGAGGAACAGAAUAUAUCAUUGCCACUACAAAACUUAUCAAUGGCACAACAUGGAUUAAAUCUCUGAUGGAAAAGCAUGAGGCAGAGCCAUGUUAA
Staurois parvus is the source of this 1773-nucleotide messenger RNA. NCBI's taxonomy places the organism in Eukaryota, Metazoa, Chordata, Amphibia, Anura, Ranidae. The record is from the annotation of a GenBank genome assembly.